AUGCAGAACGUGCCCCCAGGCGCAGCGGAGCCUUUCCUCAGAGACCCAGUAUUGAUGGACGGCUCAAUAGCAGAGACACCAGAGAAGAGAGAGCGUCGUGACGGUGUCCGCCGACGGCAUACCCCCUCUGCGCCUUUAAUAACUCCGCCUUCCUCUGCAGAGGGCUACGGUCAUGGUGUUUUGUCGAUGCGCCUACAUUCUGUAUGAACAGUCGUUCGAUAACUUAUCUCUCCGCGAAAGUCCCAAAAUUCAAUGGUUUCAUGGAAGGUCGCCUUUAGAACGCGCUCACGUGAAAUAUUUUUCGAUAAAAACGUGUAUUUUUUAAUCUUCAUUAACAUUUUCAGACUUUACUCGCUGAUAACUCGGUUGCUACUGCCAAUGAGUGCAGAAAAAUCAAAUAAACGGAAGGCCAAUGAAAGCCUCACGGAUAUCUUCGACACACUUUCCGCUGCAAAGAGGUUCUAAAAAGCCUUUUUUAAUACCGGGAUCAUAUUAAAUUACAGAAAAAGCCAGCUGACUCAGCUUCGUGAUCUCAAUCUCUACAAGAAGAUAAUUAAGACUUACAAGGUGAAGGAUUUUUUUUUUUCUUAAAAGCUUCUGUGAAGAUUAUCACAAGUUAAAAAAUGAAACUAAAUUGCGCUGUUUGGAGUUUUCGAAAGAUUCCGCGUCAAAGUGGUGAAUAUUGCUGCGCAAAAACUGUCAGCCGUACAAAUUCCGAUUGAGUGUUAAUCUCUGAGGGUUUUAUGAAAGAAAAUACCGGUCUUUCAACAUUUUGCGCUCCAAAGGAACAUUUUUGAAGGUACCAAAGAAUUUUUUGCUUUAGAACUUCACAGAUAAUGCUUUCAAAACGAUGAUUUCGAAAAUUUUCAGUCCCCGAACUGGUCGGGAUGCGGUGUAACGCCGCGGGACCUGGCCGACUACGGCUGGGAAUACGAGAAGCGAGACCUUGUCAAGUGCGUCGAGUGUGAGCAACAUCUUUCCACCUCCCUGCCGCCCAUCUCCAAAGUCAGCGUCAACGUCUACAACAUCUGCCUUAAGUCUUUAAGCGCGUGAAAAAUGAAUAUGAAUGCAAAUUUUGAGGAAAGUCCACGACAACAUGAUUUCGGCGCACCGGCCCACGUGCAAGCAUCGCGUCCGCGCGCCGCCUUUCCGGAUCGUCGACCCCACGGCCAAAGAAGUCCUGGCCGGUAUCGAGGAACGCCUUUCCACCGCUUCUUCUGUCGCUCCCGAGGAGCUUAUCGUUGUCCGUUUUUGAUUUAUUAUAGGCCAGCUUAUCAAUAUUUUUUCCCUCUGUUACAUAUCCCUCUUUCUUCGAUGCGCCUUUGAAUUUUCGAUAUAUUGAAGGCGCAGUGCGUUCUGAAGAAUGAAUUAUUGUACCUCAGCGGAAAAAAUAUUGACAAGCCGGCGCGUAAUGAGCUAUAAUGCAUAGAGAAGCGAAAGAUUUAAAAAAUACCUUUAAAAAUUUUUUUCAAAAAAAGUCCAAUUUUCAAAAAAUUUAGUUAUUUUUUUGUUCUAGUCUUAAACGAUUUUCAGUCAUUUCAGAACUUCAGACAGAUUUUUGACCAUUUUUGAAAAAGACAAAAAAAAUAUUUAGGCCAAAAAAAGCAAAAAAAUCUGGGCUGAAGUUUAAUUUUUUUGCUUACAGGACAUUCCGAAAGACGCGCCGAUCCCCGUCAUUGAUAAAUAUCCGCCAGGCCUCGUUUUCAUUUCGACUCUUGGCUGGAAAAUGUCCAAAUCUCGCCGAGGCCUUCUGCAGAUUAACUGCGAAUUUUGCGCCCGCGAAAUGAUUUUCAGGUUUUUUUUUCAAACUUUGAGCGAAAAUACUCAUAAAUUUAAUUCUUUUUGUAAUUUUGAAGAUUCCUAUAUACUUCUAGCUCAAAGUUAAACAUUUUUGGAGGAUAAAGAGAGCUUCUCUAUCGAUAAUGUUGCGUAAAAGCUGAAGUCGGAAGAUUUUUUUCCCGAAUAAUCAAAAAUGUUCAUUUCGCAGCACAAUAAUUUUAUCAAAUUAACUGAAAUAAGGUAUAAAAUAACCGUUUCAAAAUUAGUUCAAUAAUUUUUGCUUUAAAAGAUAAAUAAACGCAGUUUCGGUUCCUAUAAUGUAACGAACAUGGUCAGUCACUGAACAGCUAAAGUUGAAGUUUUUCAAAAGUUUUCUGAUUUGUAAAGUGAAAAAUGAAGUAUUGUCCUUUCAGAUUGAACAAAGUUUUAAAUUAGCUUGGAAGGACCCAAUUUUUCUUAAUAAUUCAAAACAAAAUAAGGUCACUUUUACUGAAAUUACUCUGAAAACGCGCCAAAAUAACACAAAGAUUGUCAUUGAACAACUUGAUUUGAUAUGAAACAAAGAAACGAGAUUUUUCUAUCAGAUCGAGUACGAACUUCGAUCCUGUUCGAAAUCACGAACGUUGGUGUCCUCAAGUCGACGCCAAUGAUAAUGGGGAACCUUGUUGGCGUGCCGAGUUGGACAUUGUUCUCAAUGCGAAGAAUAAGGUGAGAAUCUACUAAAUUUUGACUAUCCUUGAAAGCAACUUUAAAAAAAAGAAUAGGAUUCAGCCUUUUCCUUAUUUAGAAACUUUUGAAUCAAUUGAAAAUAUUUAUUUCUAGGAAAGACAGAGAAUAAGGCAUUUUUCAAGGUUUGGAUAUAUAUUUUUCAUAAAAAAAUUGUUCACUUUUUUUAUGAAAAACUCUUCACGAAUCUUUGAAAAAAAUGUACCGCUAGUUUUUUUGAUUAAAAAUUAUCAACUUUUCCAUAGUUUUAUCGAAAUUUGAUUGAGAAGGUUGAAGAAAGAUCAUUAAAUACGUUUCUGUCGAAAAAAUUUUUUCCAAAGCAUUUUUAAUUGUCAAAACAGUACUUUGAAUUUCUAUGACAGUUUCACUGGAAAAAUCACCACAAGUUUUUUUUUUCCAAUUUUCGAGGACUUUUUCCUGAAAAAGGGUUUAUUUAACUUCAUUUUCAAUAAUUACUUUUCCUAGCUCCUUGAACCUUCAAUAAUUUUUUUGAAAAAAACACCGAGAGUUUUUUUCUAAAUGAAAAACCGCCUGAAAUUAUUUAAAAAAAUGACUCUUCUAGGUGCCCCUGAUCGACAUUAUCCGCUAUGAAAGAAGCUCAAGUCGUCCGUCGGAUACUCAGAAACUCGCUCAGCUCGGUCAUUCCCACCUGAACAUCUAA
Caenorhabditis auriculariae is the source of this 3166-nucleotide messenger RNA. The record is from the annotation of a GenBank genome assembly. NCBI's taxonomy places the organism in Eukaryota, Metazoa, Nematoda, Chromadorea, Rhabditida, Rhabditidae.